UCACAAAAUGAAACUUUCCGGCAAGCUUCGAAUAUAUUGAGGUGGUUGCCAGAACUUCUGAUGGUCCUGCAUCCGGACGCGAAAGGCUGCUUACACUAGAUCUACGACAUACGACGUUCGCAGAAUGUCUCGAGUAGCGAGGAGCAGUUGCUGUCAUUCUGUCUCGCAUUCGUAGAGCUUGCGCGAGUGGAGAAAAGGCCUCGAGCCCCCCGGGCUGAGCUUCAAAAAUUCAUAACAUAUGGUCGCUCUAGCCCGACCGACCUCGUUGCAGGCAACAGCAUGGUAACAUGUCAUAUCGCACUGCUUCAGAUGGCCAAAGCCGUACGUUGGGACACUAUUGCUCGGAGAUUCCCCUGGCCAUUCCACAGCGAUAAAAUCGUUCUGCGUAUCAAUCCACCACGCUUCUCGGCUGCCAUCCUGCGAUUGAGGCCAGGAGCAGAGGGGACACUGCCGCUACCACUGCAGACGUACCACCACUCAACGACCGGACGAAUGCAUGCAAGUAGCGAAUGGCUGGAUUGGUACGCCCUGCAAAGCCAAUCGCUCUUGCGAUCAGGAGGUACCUGGUGUGGCUACUAUAGUUACGGGAGUUCCAUCAGCGAUCCACCAAUGGUAAAGAUUGAAUUCUCGAUCGAGGAAAGCACUGAUGAGGGUAAUUCUGAGCUUAGAGCUGAGCAGUGCUCGGAUGGUUAUGGCACGUUCAGCAUAAGUGGUAAUGUUGACUGGGAAGGAUUAUCCUUCCGUGGGCGCAAACGAUACACCUCCUCCUUCGGGUAUGGUGAUGUUAAUGGCGUUCGCUGGUUGUGGGAGUUGAAAUUGACUCCAUUUGGACUGAUUGGUGAUUGGCGUAACGAUUCCGAGAUAGCCAGACAGCACGGGCAAGUGUGGCUCUGGAAGGAGGAUUGGUCGAUUUGAAGUGCCACGUGCAGCUGUCAGAGGCAUUUGCAAAAUCUCUGCCAGGCCAAAGAAUCUAUGACCUUGCAUAUCUUGGUACUAUUGAAAUAUGUCUCGCUAGCAUCCAUGGAUGUCUUGCAACUU
Molecule: messenger RNA, 1038 nt
Organism: Dissoconium aciculare CBS 342.82
Lineage: Eukaryota; Fungi; Ascomycota; Dothideomycetes; Mycosphaerellales; Dissoconiaceae
Exons: 1
Coding region: 280-915 (211 amino acids)
Source: RefSeq, a predicted model, not a curated record